AUGAACAGCCUCAGCUCAGAUGCAAUUUCAUCUGCUCUUGAAGGUCGUGUGGAUCAACUCCCCAACUCAAGUCCGGAGUCAGACAACUCAUUCAACGAUGAUUUCCACCUCCUUCAGCAGUUACAGGAUUUUGACCCCACUCAAGAAACGAUUCUUGGCGCUGAGACAUCUCACAAUCUUCACAUAGCACCUUCAGACACAGCUCAAUGUGAAGUUACGAACGAAACUCACAGUGACAGCCCAGAGCACGAGACUUCCAGCACCGAGGAUGAAGAUUCAUCAGACUCGGAGCCAGAACUAGAUGCGCCAUCAGACUCAGAGCCGGAACCGAGUGCGGACCCGAUGGACGUAGACUUUGAGCCCGCCAAGGACGUGAAAGAUGAAUCGCCGAAGCCUCGCAACAAGCCCACAAGAAAGAGAGCAACAAGCGCUGGGGUCGCAAAGACUGCCCAACAGAAAGUUAGGAAGAACCAGAGAAAGCUCGACGAAGAAUUCAAGAUUUACAUCAAAAACGACCGGAAGAGGAAACAGGGCGCUGGAAAUGGCAAUGUGCACAUCGAGCCGCCUAAGGCAAAGAAGAUGAGGACAUCAUCUGCAAAGUCAGACAAGAAAGAUCAGCGAAGCAUCGAAGAGAACUUUCAUGACACCGGCAAAACAACUGCUCGCGCCACAGCCAACCGAUCAAUCACUCAAAAAGAAAGAAAUGAGGAACUGAAGGACAGAAUCAGUCACGGCACGAACAACCGCCGAAGUGGAACUCAAAAGCGAGAUCUCAAAGAGGCCACUAGUAUCUUCGGAUACAGCAAAGUUGUUUGCUUCCUCAACGGAGAGUACUACCUCAAGGGAAUGAGGGAGACCACCAAGCUCAGAGAGGAGCAACUUCCCGCCGUCUCAUGGAUGGUCCAGCGGGAGCACGGUAUAUCGCCUCCUUUUGGAGGAGUUCUCGGGGACGAUGUUGGUCUCGGAAAGACAAUGGUGUCCAUGGCUUGCACCGUGGGGAAUCCUGCGUCGGCUGAAGACCUUCAAACCUACUUCGGUGCCACUUUGAUCAUUGUGCCGUCAACUGACAUGGCUAAGCAAUGGCGAGCAGAGUAUCUCAAGCAUGUUGAAGCCAUCAGAGACAAUGAGAUUCUCAUCUGGUCCAACGCUCAAUGGAAGGAGUCAAGCGUGAACUUUCACAACUACAAGAUUGUGAUCGCCACGAUUACUGAGAUUCGUGGAAACCUCACAGACGAAGAGCUGAAGAAGAUUGAAGCGGAACACGGCAUGGAAAGUGAUGAGUAUCGAGCUGCGCUAGUCAAGUUUGCCGGCCCAGUUUACGGCAUCAAGUGGUACAGGAUCAUUCUUGAUGAGGGGCACGCUGUCAAGAACAUGAAUACCCUAUCUUUCAAAGCAUGUUACGGCCUCCAACGCAAAAGCUUUUGGGUUCUCACCGCAACUCCCCUGGUAGACAGAGAGACAGAAAUCUUUCCGUACCUCAGGCUCGUGGGAGUCGAGGGCAUCAACACCUACCAAGACUUCAAGGACAGAUACCUUGAAUCUUAUGACUGCGAUACCAAAAUGGACGCCUUGAUCCAUUUGGUGACAUACCGGAGAACGAAGAAGGAUAAGUUCCUUGGCCGGUUAAUCACGGGAGAUCUGCCUGAGUUCAAAUCCAAAGAGGUGUGGGUCAAUCUCAGCAGACAUGAGCGUAUGAUCUACGACCUCAUCACAGAACACUACGAUGCUCUCGAAAAGCGGGAAGGACUCAGCCGGAUAAACUGUCAUCGCAUGAUGAUUUCUCAUGCUUGGAAUAUCGAGGGUGUCUUCAGAGAUGAUCUCAACCCUGCAUUCUUGACGAAUCUGAGAGACGGGCUCGAGGAAUUGGCGGCCGACCCCUCCGCCAUCCCCCAAACCAGGAAGCUCCUUCACGCAGCUCCACCCAAUGACCAAGACUCGGAACUCUUCGUCACUCAAGAGCCAACGGUGGGAAAUAGCUCUGCCAAGUCGCAGGAUACCAAGACAAAGAGAAAGAAGAAGAGAUCGAAGAAGACAGAGGAGAAGAAGUCGACCAAACCAAAGGAAGACAGGAUUUUUCAUACCGAUUCGACAGACAAGACACUCGGCAUGGAAAAUCUCCUGAAAUAUACCAUCAACGAGCAGAUGGUGGACGAAGGUUGCACGAAGUGCGAGAAGACGUCAAUCGACAAGCCCUGGAUCAUUUCCCAGUGUCAGCACUUAUUUUGUCAUGAAUGUCUUUCCGAGGACUGGAGAGAGGCAGGCGAAACAAAAUGCACAACGUGUGACCAGCCAUACGACCGAAAAACAGAUGCAAGGCUGGUUGAGAAUCUGUCUACCAAGGAGACAGAGUACGCUGAGGAUGACAGGGUGAGAGCACUUAAGGAAGCAGAAUCCGCACCUCCCACCGUGACUCCCACAAAGAGAACACCGAAGAAAUCGAAGAGGCAGAAGCAGCUCAGUGCCAGAGAGGAGAAGAAGAUCGUCGCGGACUUCACCAAGAAGAAGUACGGCGGCGAUUAUCGCGGUGUCUUCUUGGAUCUGAAGGGCAAGGAUAACGCAUUCAUCAACAUUGGAGUUCACGAGGCAGACGGUAUGAUUCCGCUCAGCUCCAAGACUGCGUGUGCCAUGGACUACGUCCUCCAAUUUCAGAGCGAAGCGCCCAAAGACAAGAUAAUAGUUUUCCACGAGUUCCUGAAGACCGCGAAGAUCCUUGGCAUCGCUUUGCGUCAGUAUGACAUCCCCUUCUACUACUUCAAUGGCGAAAUGUCCGCCAAGAGUAGAGAAGAUGCCAUUACCUCUUUCAAAAACAACCCAAGCAUCAAAGUCCUGCUCGCGUCCAAGGUCGGCAAGGAAGGCCUGAACCUGACCUGCGCCAACCGCAUCAUCAACAUCGAUAACUGGUGGAACAAGGCUGCCCAGCAGCAGAUCUUCGGCCGCAUCGACCGCACGGGCCAGACCAAGAAGAUGUACGCCGUCGUCAUCAGAGCCGCCGACACCAUCGACGAGCACAUCGACGACUUGCAGGAGACCAAGGCCGAGAAGGUGGCGCACAGAAUGCAGGAUGACCGGCACGAGACGAAACUCAUGUCGUACUGGGAGGUAAUGAUGCACACGGCGCCCAUGGCGUACCAGGCCAAGUGCGCGCAGCUAAUUAAGGAGAUCGACGAGGAGGAGGCCAGCGAGGACGAGGAAGAGGAUGCUGCGGAGGCUGCACCGGGGGCGAGGCUUUGGGUAAAGGUCUGA
This is a messenger RNA of Colletotrichum aenigma, 3243 nucleotides long. RefSeq names its product DNA repair protein RAD5 (gene RAD5-1). The coding region runs from base 1 to 3243 and encodes 1080 amino acids. Gene Ontology annotation, molecular function: ATP binding; ATP-dependent chromatin remodeler activity. The record is from RefSeq and is a predicted model, not a curated record. The transcript has 10 exons. Lineage: Eukaryota; Fungi; Ascomycota; Sordariomycetes; Glomerellales; Glomerellaceae.